Molecule: messenger RNA, 4732 nt
Organism: Manis pentadactyla (Chinese pangolin)
Lineage: Eukaryota; Metazoa; Chordata; Mammalia; Pholidota; Manidae
Gene: CDA
Product: cytidine deaminase
Exons: 4
Coding region: 248-691 (147 amino acids)
Cellular component (GO): cytosol
Molecular function (GO): zinc ion binding; cytidine deaminase activity
Source: RefSeq, a predicted model, not a curated record
CCCAAGGAAGAGUGGGAAGCCCCUGCGGACUCAGUCGCAUCCUCCCUCACUGGGACACUCACCGCACCCGCCCACCCCAAACCGAGGGGCCUCCACUCCCUGCCGGCCCCGCCCAGCAGCCCAGCAGGAGCGCACCUGGGAGCCUCCCGGAGGGACACUCCCCGGGGAGGAGCUGCCGGCAUGGCGGGCCCAGCCCAGGCUGGCCGCCAGCUCGCAGUUCUGCUCCUCCGCCCACCCCGGGACCAACAUGGCCCGGGAGCGUCCUGCCUGCGGCGCCCUGGAGCCCGAGCACGUCCAGCAGCUGCUGAUCUCCUGCCAGGAGGCCAAGAAGUCCGCCUACUGCCCCUACAGUCGCUUCCCGGUGGGGGCCGCCCUCCUCACUUGGGACGGGAGUAUCUUCUCGGGGUGCAACGUAGAAAAUGCCUGCUACCCACUGGGCAUCUGUGCUGAACGGACCGCUAUCCAGAAGGCCAUCUCAGAAGGGUACAAAGAAUUCAAGGCAAUUGCUAUCGCCAGUGACUUACAAGAUGAUUUUAUCUCACCAUGUGGGGCCUGCCGGCAAGUCAUGAGAGAGUUCGGCACCAACUGGGCUGUCUACAUGACUAAGCCGGACGGCUCGUACGUCGUCAGGACGGUCCAGGAGCUGCUGCCUGUCUCCUUUGGGCCCGAGGACCUGCAGAAGAUCCAGUGAAGGUCGGAGAGCACUCGGCCUGGGAGAGCUUGGGUUCCCACAUGCUUGAGGGCACAGCUGCCCAGAGAUCUUCAUGAGGAUGCUCCCCCAGACCUGGGGACAUCUGCCUAGUGGGCCCCAACCCUACACGGGCUGAGCAGAGAUGACUUUCCCAAAUUACGCUCAAGCACCAUGUAGAAAAUCUGCUGAAGUGAUAAAGAGUUUCACUCCAGCCUGGGCCAAAGGCCCUCCUUGCACCCUACCUUGUCCUCCCCAGGACAAGCGCACCCCAUCGCUUCCUUUCCCUCCUGCACAACCUCUUUAAAAUUCUUACCAAGUCUGGAUGGCUUCGCUAUUGGCCUUCCUGAGGUCCUAACCUGUUCUGAGCAACCAUUUUUUCUGUUAUAGACAUUUCAGGAUGUCCUGGCUCGAGGGAGCCUGUUUUGCUCUGAGUCUCUGUUGUUGCUCACAGCUCUCAGGGGAACAGGGUGAUUUGUCUUUACAGAAAGACCUGGGCAUUUUCUGCUGGGAGAGGAGAUGGGCAUCUUGGAACUGUGUACGCUUCAGUGCGGAGAACUGAGAUUUUAGGCUUCUUGCCCCUGCAGUCUCCAGAUGGGAGGCCCCACUGCUUUGGGCUGUUGUCUGGUUUGGGCUCAGUAUAAACCUGAGCACCCAUGGGUGUCGGGGAGAGUCCAAAGUAUAAAUAGGGAGGCAUGAGUUUUUCUAGACAGUGUAACAAAUGUUUCUCUGAGGAUCUUUUCUCUGAGCCAUUUUUUUCUAACUAUAGAAAAAAAAAGUACUGUAUAUCAAAUACUCCUGCAUGGAUUGUUUUUUGUUUAAUUUAAAGCACUCAGCAACUCCAUGAAGUGCGUUACCUCCUCCUACUCACAGAUGAGGUGCUGGGCAUCAGAGAGGUUGAGAUAUUCGCUCAAAAACUGUGGCAAAGCUCAGACCAGAGUCUGGGUCCUGUAACUUCCACUGUGGCCUAGAAAAAGUGUGUGCUUUCUGCCAGGUGUUAAGGUGUUUAACGUAUAUGAACCCAUUUAGUCCUCACUCAUUAAGCUAAGAGCAUAUUACCCUCAUUUUACCAAUGGGCAAAUCAAAGCUCAGAAAGGUUAAGUCAUUUGUCCAAAGUCACACACCUAAUAUGUGGCACAGCUGAAAUUUGAAACAGGUCUGUCUGAUUCCAGGUGUUUUUUUCUAUUCUCCCGAAGCUGAUGUCUGGCUGCUUUUAUGUACCUGAGUCUUUUAUAUGGCAAACACUGAAGAGAGAAAAAUGUAUAAGAAACAGUUUCUGCCCUUGAGGAACUCACGGUCUGGGAUGAAAAGAGAGGUGUAAGUAGGUCUAAUGCACAGAAAUACACACUGUCAUCCAGGCAGGCACCAAGGUGGCACAGUGGGCCAUGCUACCUGGGGUGUGAGGAGCAUCAGGGAGGGGACUGUUUCAUUGGUGCAGUGACUAUCAGACUCUCUCACACACGCACACACACAGACAAUCAGGAAGGUGAGGACUGAGGGGAAGGAGCCAGGCUGCCCUCUCCAGGGGCUGACUGCUCUGGUGUCCUCCUGGAGGAGGUAGCCUUGGGCCCAGCGUCGGCGGCUGGGGCAAGAAUAAAGCCCAGGUUUCCCCUUUCCGAGACAAGCAUGUUUCUGGAGGCACAGGAAGAGGACAGGUAAGUCACCCCUUGCCUGGAGUCCUUUCCACUCAGAUCCGGAGCAUCUGCAGGCCCUGCUGUCUGUUAAGACUGGCUUUUGCACAACACACCCAGACCUACCUGCUGACAUCUUGGGAGACACGAAAGUAAUUACAAUGUUGCUGCACAACAUGUUACAAAACUCCACUCUGCCUUUCUUUAGAAAUGACUGUUGGGGUCUUCAGCAUAUGCUUCUGAAUAUUCUCAAUAAAGGGGGAUGAAAAAAGAAAAAAAAAGCUGGAAAUACCCUAACAUGUUAACAUCAGUUAAAAUUCUGCUUGAUGAGAAUCCAGAUUAGUGAUAUUUUUCUUUCUAUAUAUCUGAACUUUUUUAAAUUUCCAAAACAAUUUUUUUUAUUUGAUAAGGAAAAACAGUACAGCACAAUGGUAAAAAGGUUUGAACUUCGGAGUUGGGCAUCCUCCAGACUGUGUGGCUUUGGGCAAAUUGCUUUAUUAUGCUGAGACUCAAUUUUCUCAUCUGUCAAAUGGGGAUGGUUCUAUUCAUCUCAUAGAAUUGUUAGGCAGGAAAAUAGAUAUGAGUGGGGUACAAAGAGAAUAAGGCCAGUAAAGCCCACUAGAAGGGACUCAAAGAGUUAACCAGUUAAAACUAGAAAGCCACAAAAGACUCAGAGUUAAUGAGUUAGUCCAUUAAAGUGCAGAAGGCCAAGAGCAACUUGACCUAGCAUGCCUAAUACUCCCCAGAUAAAGAAAAGUAUCUCUGCAUAGCCUAUGAUUUCAUUGUAAAAAUUAGCACCUGUUAAAAGGGCUGACUUAUUCAAGAAGAAUUCUAUCUUAAAGCUAAGAUUGCAUUUUAAUCAAACAGACAACUCAGCCCACCUUGGAGGCAGGACAGACAGUCUUGACUGAUCUGCUUCCAGACAGAAACCGAUAGCCUGGGAAGGGAUCACAGCAGUAAAUUUCUUGUGUCAGGUUUAAAAGAAGAAACUUAAUGUCUUGACAAAGAUGAGCAUUCUUGAGACCAUUUGGCAGGUCUGCACCUAGCCUUUUGUCGCUUUCCUGAAAAUCAUCAAUUGCCUAUAAAACCCCAAACCCUAAACCCGUAGGCACAUUCCUCUCUCUGAGGUCACCCACACUUUGUAAGUGCGUACCUUUAAUAAAACUUCAUCUCAACCUUUCAGCACACCUCUCUCUGAGGCUGCCAGCGCUUUCUAAGUGCGGAGCCUUAACUUUGUCUCUUCAACCUUUUAGAGCACUCCUCUCUCUGAGGCCGCCUGCACCUUCCAAGUGCGUGACUCUAAAUAAAAUUUUACUCUGCUUCACUACUACUGCAUCUCUGCCCUUCAAAUCUUUGUCGUAACGGGGACAAGAACCCAGCAAAAUACACAACGCUCCCCUAACAGAAUUGUGCAGAUCAAAUGAAAUCAUAUACCCAAUGUCGGACCCUCAGUAAGCUCUUGAUAAAUGUCACUGUUACUUUGAUUAAAGGUGACAAAUUUUGGUCCAUUGAAGCUGGAUUUGAUUUUUACAAAGAGGCAACAGUCUUUUACACCCAAUCUAUUCAUUCCUUUAACAAUGAUUUAUUGAGUGCCUACUGUGUUCUAGGGCUGGGACCAGACUCUGGGGACACUGCAGUGAAUUAAACAGAUGAGAUCCCAGUCCGCAUGGAGCCUUCAGUUACCCAGUGGGAAAAUGAGUUCUAAAUGAUGGCAGUACUUCAGGACGAGUGUCACCCAAGGGGAAGAAAGUGCUCUGGGAGCAAACAGCAGGAAUAGAGCUUGCCUAAGAAUGGGCAAGGCAGCGCUGAGGAGGACCUGCUCCAGCCUGGGCCCAGGGAGGGGGCACCCAGUUAGUUAGGGAAUGGGGAUUGGGGGUGCAAAGAAUGAGGAUUGCCUAAAGGGCUACGCCCAGUGUUCUUGUGUGUUGUGGAAACACUGGGAAAGCCAGUUCUCAAAGAAAGGUUCUAGAAAUUAUUUCAACAGUGUCUGCUUGGAAAAGCAACAUUCAUGUGGCUGGAGAGAAGCUGGAAUGUUUGUUUAAAAUAAAAGAAAUUUCACUUUUCAGUCCCACUGUUCUGAGGGCCUGUGAUUUCAGAGCAGCACAUGCUCUAUUGUUCAGAGCUCUCUGUUUUUUAGGCCCCUAAAGCUGAGGGCCAGAUUCCCAUGGAAAUAAACAGAAGCAUGGCUAUUUCUGCUGCUCUUGCUGGCAGCUGCUAAUUGUUUAUGUAAACUACAAGAUUCUUUAGGAUUUCCUUUUGGCAGGAAGGAGGGCACAACUGUUACUGACAGCCAGGAGGGGUACUUUGGGUACAUGUGUCAGAAAUGAAGCCAGAAAAUGCUGUUCAAGAAUUUAAAAAAUGGAAUGGCCUAAUAAGUCUCACACACAUGUAAUGUUUCAUAUAUGCUUAGCUG